GGCUGGUACAAACUACAGUCUCACACAUAUUUCAGUUCAGACCUCUGGACACACACUGCUGUCAUCUGUCUGCUGCUGGACCACCUGUCUCACUUUCAAAUCAACUGUAUUUCUUUGUACACUUGUUCAUCUGUUUGUUUCGGUGUUUUUGAAGCCGUUCUUCUUCAUUCAACUUAAGUUGGACAGCAACACACAAAAGUUGCGACUAGGGGAAGACAUUAAUACACAUAAAACAACUGGAAGACACUUGAACCGGUGCAACCACCUCUCAUCUUCGGCUGCUGGCCGCUGAGGUUCACUGGAAGGGGAAGAAAUGCCUUGCUCAAAGGCAGCUCAGUAAAAACUCCUGAGGGAGAGGAGAGCAGCCGCUUUACCAACUUUGUCAAGAUUUUCUCAGGACUACUGUGAUUCCCUGCCUCUUACUCCUAAAUCAGGUGAGUCUCUUACCUGCAAAGUGACUGCUGAGAAUAAAUCUGAGCUGAGCCUGUGAUCGGUCAUGGCAGACUGGAGCCUGCUGGGAAACUUCUUGGAGGAGGUACAAGAGCACUCUACCUCUGUCGGCAAGGUGUGGCUGACCAUCCUGUUUAUCUUCCGUAUCCUGGUGCUCGGUACUGCUGCCGAGUCAUCAUGGGGAGACGAACAGGAAGAUUUUGACUGUGACACUGAACAGCCGGGUUGCGAGAACGUUUGUUACGAUCAAGCUUUCCCUAUCGCACAUAUACGAUACUGGGUGCUCCAGAUUGUGUUUGUGUCCACUCCAAGUCUGAUCUACAUGGGCCACGCCAUGCACACUGUUCGCAGAGAGGAGAAGAGGAGGAGCAGAGAGGAGGAGGGGGGAGGGAGGGAGGAGGACCCAGGAGGAGGUGACGGAGGAGGAGGAGGAGGAGGAGGAGGAGGAGGAGGAGAAAAACAGGGGAGGGAAGGAGAGGAGGUUGAAGGAAAUGAGAAAAGCGAAGGUCCAUCAGCAGGUCGAAUCCGUCUGAAGGGAGCGCUGCUGAAGACCUACAUACUGAGUAUUCUGAUACGAAGCAUCAUGGAGGUGGUGUUUCUGUGUCUCCAGUACUUCCUAUAUGGAGUCUUCCUCAAUCCUCUGUAUGUCUGCAAGGCCUGGCCGUGUCCACAUCCAGUGAACUGUUAUGUCUCCAGACCGACAGAGAAAAACAUCUUCAUAGUGUUCAUGUUGGUUGUGUCGGCUGUCUCUCUGGUCCUCAGUGUGCUCGAACUGCAUCACCUGGCAUGGAGACGCUGCUGCAGGCAGUUCUUCACAGAGAAGGCCGUCACUCCUGCCAAUGCUUUGCUGGCGCGACAGCUCUCUCUGUCUCCUCCACCGCCGUCAACCCCCCCUCCAGACUUCAGCCAUCGUGUGAUUGGCUCCUCACACUUCAUGCCCCUCCCUUUCCCUAACCACCGUCUGGCUAACCAACAAAACUCUGAGAACAUGGCCACAGAGAAGCACAAAAUGGCCGUCGCUGUGGAGGGGGUAAACGUCCUCCAGAUGAGCUGCUACCCUCCCGGGUGGCAGGGCGCUAGUAAUAAUCAGAUCCAAGAUGGCGGAUACCUGACGACCGAUACUAACUGCUACAGCCCUGGGAGCAGGGAGAUCAGCUGCCCUAAGAUCCUAAAUGGCGGCCCAGACGAGCUGUUGCUUUGCCCAAAUGGAGGGCUCUGUCAGACAGACAAACGAAGAUUCAGCAAAACCAGCAGAACCAGCAGCCGCACUAGAGCAGAUGACCUCUCUGUUUAGAAAGAAAGACGAAACUGAUGAGUUCAGCUCCUCAUACACCUGCUACAUUACAUGCUGCCCAUUUAGCAUGAAUGCUAACUCUGUUUUUCUGCCAUUAAAAAGAGUGAAACUCCA
Messenger RNA from Micropterus salmoides (largemouth bass), 1858 nucleotides. RefSeq names its product gap junction alpha-5 protein-like. Gene Ontology annotation, biological process: cell communication. The record is from RefSeq and is a predicted model, not a curated record. NCBI's taxonomy places the organism in Eukaryota, Metazoa, Chordata, Actinopteri, Centrarchiformes, Centrarchidae. Gene Ontology annotation, cellular component: connexin complex. Bases 497 to 1744 code for a protein of 415 amino acids. The transcript is spliced from 7 exons.